AAGAUAUUUCUCAUGUGCCUAUACCUAUUCUUGCAUCUUGUUUAACUUAAACAUGAAACAUUACAUUAUGAAAAAAUCCUAGCUUUUUCUUCUCUUUAAAGCUCGCUCACUCCUUAAAGAAUCCAACUUACUUAGUGUUUGGAGUUGGUUGCAUAUAUACAUAUAAGAGUUAUGUACCCUCACAAUCACAAAGUAUAUAGUUCAAACUUCAAAGAUUGAGUUGCCUGAUUUUGGAAGAAAAAGAAGAGAUUGUUCAUAGUAAAGGGAGAUUAAUGGGUGUUCCUAAUCAAAAUCAGAAUCAAAAUAAUCAUUUCUAUCCUCAAGAACUUCAAUUAAAACUAUACCAAGCUUUCAUAUUUUCAGUACCGAUUCUUUUCUCUAUAAUUCUUCUUCUCUUGUUUUAUCUCUUUUACCUCAAAAGAACUAGAGAUCAAGCAAGCAAUCAUCCCAGUUCACUUCCUACAACAAUUCAUAGUGCUCCAAGAAGUACCAAUAAUCAACCCACUUCAAUCCUUCCAUUCAUGUCAAUUGAUGUUGGUUUGAUCAAGGAAGAACUAAAGGAGAAGCUUCCAAUAGUCACAUUUGAUGAGAGCUUGAGAGACAAAGAUUCAUUAUGUUGCGUAUGUCUGGGAGAUUUUGAGCUCAGGGAGCAAUUGCAACAGAUACCGUCGUGCAAACAUGUGUUUCACGUUGAAUGUAUUCAUCAUUGGCUCCGGACUAACUCGACGUGUCCGCUGUGUCGGUGCUUCAUCCUUCCGGUUAAGAAGGCGGAUCCUGCAGUAGACCCUCCACUUCCACCGGUUUGAUCAUCGGAGCUAAAUUUUCAUAGUUACAGAAUGAAAAAAUGAAUAGUAUUAUGGCCAUUGAACCAUCAUUACCAGAAGCAAAUGCUGGGUUCUACAAGAUGGCCGGAAAAGUGCGCAUCUCCUGCUAUAUUUUUGCAAACGAGCAGUCUAUACACACAUGCAGCAUAUACAUAGAUGAAGCCUAGUAUUUCAUUUCUCAUUCAAACUUUGCCAUGUAUCACCCAAAUUCUCAAUGUUGUUCAUCACCGGUAUCGUUUUAAGUUUUCUGCGACCCGAAAUCUCAAUCAACAUCGGCAACCAGUGGCGGAGCUAGGACUGUAACAUAUUUUUCCUGGUUGCCGGAGUAACAUAUCUGCCUGGUUGCCGGAGCUAGGACUGUAAUAAAUUUGUCAGGUCAUCAUAUGACAGUAAAUUAUUUCAACAUUUCCUGCCAAACAA
Messenger RNA from Papaver somniferum (opium poppy), 1244 nucleotides. Its product is annotated as probable E3 ubiquitin-protein ligase RHA4A. The transcript is spliced from 3 exons. The coding region runs from base 273 to 806 and encodes 177 amino acids. The record is from RefSeq and is a predicted model, not a curated record. NCBI's taxonomy places the organism in Eukaryota, Viridiplantae, Streptophyta, Magnoliopsida, Ranunculales, Papaveraceae.